This is a messenger RNA of Salvia hispanica, 3161 nucleotides long. RefSeq names its product pentatricopeptide repeat-containing protein At5g39350-like. Gene Ontology annotation, cellular component: intracellular membrane-bounded organelle. The record is from RefSeq and is a predicted model, not a curated record. Gene Ontology annotation, biological process: RNA modification. Gene Ontology annotation, molecular function: RNA binding; protein binding. Lineage: Eukaryota; Viridiplantae; Streptophyta; Magnoliopsida; Lamiales; Lamiaceae.
AAAGUGCAUGGCGAUACUCUUCUCUGAAAUCUCACCUCUCAAUGUUAAACCGCCCACUUCACAAAACUUCAUCUUUCGCAGCUCAAUUUCUCUCCCUAUUACCAUUCUGCCGGAAAAGCCAAGACUUGAAGGCCUUGAAUUCAAUCCUAAUAUUACGUGGAUUAAUCGGAAACCAAUCUUUAAUUGAUCACUUCAUCAAUCACUGCUGCCAUCUGGGUUCCCCUGAUUUAGCUCUUCAGCCAUUCAGAAUCAUCCAAAAACCGAGCCUUUACCUGCAGAAUUUACUCAUCCGGAGCUUAUGCGACAAUGGCUUGUUCGAAGAUGUGAUUUUAGUGUACAAGAAAUGUAGAAAUUCUGGAUCUUCCUCGGAUAAAUACACUUUCCCUUUUGUGAUCAAAUCAUGCGCUGCUCUGCGCGAUGUUUGGUUCGGUAGUUUGAUGCAUUCCGUUACUUUGAAAAAUGGAUUUGGGGACAAUCUGUUUGUGCAAACCGCGCUUCUUGAUUUCUACUCCAAAAUUGGGGAAAUUCGGAAUGCUCGUAAGGUGGUUGAUGAAAUUCCUCAACCAGACUUGAUCGUUUGGAAUGCGAUGAUUUCUGGGUAUUCUGUUAAUGGCUUUGAUUAUGAGGUGAUUAGGGUUUUCAGGGACAUGAUUAUCGCCGGUGUGAAGCCGAAUGCUAGCACGCUCGCGACUGUUUUUCCUGUCUGCUCACGCAUCGAAGCUGAUCGUGUUGGUGUCAGUCUUCAUGGAUUCGCUUACAAACUUGGCUGCAUGGAGGAGGAAUCUUUACUACCUGCAUUAAUCUCAAUGUAUGCUAAUUGUGGGGAUUUGUUGGCUUCUAGAGACAUUUUUUAUGCUUCAAGAAGAAAAGAUGUUGCAAUUUGGAAUGCUAUGAUAUCUGCUUACAUGCGAAAUCAUGUUCAAGAAAAUGCUGUUGCUGUGUUUCAGAGAAUGCUCGUUGAUGAGAUGAAGCCCGAUAAGGUGACAUUUGUGUCUUUGCUCCCCCUAUGUGAGAGUCUCGAGUGUGUGGGGGCUUUCCAUAGUUGUGUGGUUAAGUUCGGAUUCAAGAAAGAAUGCUCUAUCGUCUCAGCUUUGGUGUCUGUAUAUGCCAAAUUAGGGGAUAUGGAUUCAGCCGAGUUCCUUUUUCAUGGCACAAGAGUAAGGAGCCUAAUAUUGUGGAAUUCAAUGGUUUCAGCCUAUGCUGGCCAUGGCUUUUAUGAGCAGAGUUUAGAGGCAUUUCGUCUCAUGCCGGAAGAUGGCUUUGAUCCGGAUGGAAUCUCGGUUAUUAGCCUCCUCAAGUCGUGCUCUCAGCUCAAGGUGGCCUUGGCUGGAAAAUCUGCACAUGCUUUUGUUGUUAGGAGGGGUUUUGAUGGGAACCUCAAUGUGGUCAACGCGUUGUUGGCAUUUUAUGUUGAUAGGUCUGAGAUGAUAUGCUCUUUCAGGAUAUUCGAUAGUAUGGCUCUCAAAAAUGUUGUCACUUGGAACACGAUGAUUUCUGGAUGUGUAGACGAGGGAGAUUUAGAGAAAGCAAUGCUUUUAUUCCAUCACAUGAGGGAAGAACGAUGCAACUUUGACAUGGUUACCUUGAUAAGCAUCCUUCCCUCUUUCCAUGUGUAUCAAAGCUCACUUUUUGGCUCUAUUAUUCAUGGCUAUGCUGUCCGAACUGCUCUGGCAGGCGAUGUUUCCUUAGGUAAUGCUCUUGUGAGCAUGUAUAUCAAUUGUGGAGAGAUUGAUGCUGCAUGGCUGUUCUUCAAUGAUAUGCCACAGAAAAGUAUGGUCUCUUGGAAUGCUAUGCUAACUGGCUAUCGUGUUCAUGGCUUGCAAAAGGAGGCCCUUGAAUUGUUUAGGGAUAUGAUAAAGGAGGAUAUUCAAAUGCCGAGUUAUGUAACUUUGUUGAACGUGUUGCCUGCGUGUGAGAACGUUCAUCAAGGUAAAUCAGUCCAUGGUUAUAUCGUUAGGAGACGGAUUUCACUCGAAACUCCUCUUGUUACAUCUCUUAUGAUCAUGUAUGCUAGAUUCAAGAUCUCAAAGUCUUGCUUGAUUCUGUUUCAUAUUGGAGAUAGGAUGAGUAUUUCUUUAUGGAAUACCAUUAUAUCUGCAAAUAUACUAUUGGAGAAGGUUAAUACUGUGUUUUUCUUCUUUUGUGAGCUGCUCCGUAGCAAGAUAGAGCCAGAUGAGAUCACAAUCCAGAACCUCAUCUCAGCUUGUCUCCACCUCAAGAACAUGAACAUCUCAAACUCACUCUUGGCUUAUCUUGUGAAAGAAGGGUUUGACAGAGAUGUGGCACUUGUCAACUCCUUGAUUGAUAUGUAUGCAAAAACAGGGAGCAUUGCUUCAGCUAGGAGGCUCUUCGACUCGCUACCACACAAGGACAGCGUCUCCUGGAGCGUGAUGAUAAAUGGGUACGGACUGCACGGCCAUUGCGAGGAUGCUCUGAGUCUCUACUCGGAGAUGAGGCUUCUAGGUUUGAAACCUGAUAGAAUUACAUAUAUAAGCGUUUUAUCAGCUUGUAGUCAUGCUGGUAGCGUUGAGCAAGGUAGGAUGGUGUUGGGCAGUAUGAUACACGAUGGGGUUAUGCCAGGGACGGAGCAUUACUCGUGCAUGGUAGAUCUUCUAGGUAGGGCCGGGCGCUUGGAGGAGGCGUAUGAGAUUGUGAAGACUAUGGGGCAUCAGGAUUGUUGUGGAAGCCUGCUAGCAUCUUUACUAGGUGCUUGUCUAAGUCAUGAAAAUUAUGAGCUUGGGGAGGAAGUAGGAAGGUUUCUUCUUGAUAUGAGCCCCAAAGAUUGCGGACCGUACGUGAUCCUCCACAAUAUCUAUGCAGCAGCGGGGAAGUGGGCGGAUGCCAACGAUGUGAGGCUGCUGCUGGAACAGAACCAGUUCAGUAAAGCUCCUGGCAUUAGUGUGGUAUGUUAGAAUUUGAUGUUGCAGUGUGAAUGAACUUAGGUAUAUGGUGAUAUUGAAGAAGCUUAUAAAAGCUAGACCAUAACUUAAGUAACAUUGGCAAUAAGAAGAGCGAGAAGGUUUGAGUUCCUUGUUGGGAAUAGUCUAUGCAUUUGGUGUAUUCAUUCCUGAGUGAGAGAAAGAUCAUUGAUGUUCAUAUCUUGUAAAUUGGAAAUUUUAUACAGGUUUAUAGUUUGAAUAGAGUUACAGUCUAUGGUUCAA